Messenger RNA from Xenopus tropicalis (tropical clawed frog), 2008 nucleotides. RefSeq names its product STE20-related kinase adaptor beta (gene stradb). Bases 638 to 1897 code for a protein of 419 amino acids. Gene Ontology annotation, molecular function: ATP binding; protein serine/threonine kinase activator activity. Gene Ontology annotation, cellular component: nucleus; cytoplasm. The transcript has 13 exons. The record is from RefSeq and is a predicted model, not a curated record. Lineage: Eukaryota; Metazoa; Chordata; Amphibia; Anura; Pipidae.
UUUCCUUUUUACGUACACCCAAUGGAAGCUGUGGCGUCACAGCUGCUAAGAACGCCUCAGAAGGAUGCUGGGAGUUGUAGUCCAACCACAGCUAAAGGGCCAUGGGUUGGGCACCCAGUCUUAUUCCAAACUGAUUUAAUAGACCAUCUGUGGAUAGUAUGGCACAGAGGUGGAUAAUGUAACACCCAAUAGGUGUUAGGUCUACAGUUAAGUAUAGGGGUGCUGGUGCUCACUACCUACUGUUAGGCAUGGGAACACUGUGAUUAUAAGUUUCUCUUCAUUGUCAUGGUGAUACAUAUGCCCUAACUUACAGCAUCAAAUCGGAAAUAUGUUUGAAUAGUCUAAUUACCCAGGAAUGAGUAAAGCUGAUUGGUUGCUAUGGGUUACACAGGAUUCCAACAGCUUUGUACAAGUGUAAUACAAUGCCAUACAAUGUCUGUUACCUGUAGUUAUUAAACUAAUCAGCCCUUGGGAAGAAAGUCCAGAUACCACACAAGUGGGUACCUUUCUAGUCUAUUCUUUCAAGCCAACAGUCCCAGCAUUUGGAACGGCAGAAUUUUCCCAGUCUAAUGAAAGUCAGUAUUAAAUGGAACUGUGAGGGACUCAUGAAAUAUCUUCGCAUUAAUAAGUCAAAUCAAUGUCUUGUUUGGAUUGCUUUUGCCUGAGACGGACUCCUGUGAAAUCAAUAAGCCAGGAUAAAGAGUCAAACUCCAGCAUUUCCACACACUGGGUAGGGGAUCUGCCUCAUUGUUGGAUUCCUCCUACCCCAGGAGGGCAUGAAAUGCCAGUAUGUACCUGCGAAGUCUCCAGCUAUGAACUCCAAACAGAACUUGGAAAAGGAUUCUGCAAUUUAACUACAGUUUACCUUGCUCGACACACUCCAACAGGAACACUUGUCACUGUACGUGUCACAGAUUUAGACAACUGUACAGAUGAACAUUUGAAGAUAUUACAGAAUGAGGUGGUUAUGUCAUCAUUUUUUCGGCAUCCCAAUAUCAUGGUUUCUUGGAAAAUUUUCACCACAGGGGCUUUGCUUUGGAUUGUCAGUCCUUUCAUGGCUUACGGUUCAGCUAGUAGCCUCCUAAAGAACUAUUACCCAGAUGGAAUGAAUGAAGCUCUAAUAGGAAGCAUAUUGUAUGGAGCAUUAAAAGCACUUCAUUAUCUGCACCAAAAUAGUUAUAUCCACAGAAAUGUGAAGGCGAGCCAUAUCCUUAUAUCAGAAGAGGGUCUUGUAACUCUUUCUGGCCUAAGUCAUUUGUACUGUAUGGUGAAAAAUGGAGAGAAAGCAAAGGUGGCAUAUGAUUUCCCAAAUUUCAGCACUGCAAUGCUUCCUUGGUUUAGUCCUGAACUGCUAAGGCAGGACCUCUAUGGAUACAAUGUGAAGUCGGACAUCUACAGUAUUGGCAUCACUGCCUGUGAAUUAGCCACUGGGCGUGUACCAUUUAUGGACAUGCACCGGACACAGAUGCUGCUACAAAAACUGAAAGGUCUACCCCACAGCCCACUGUAUAGCACCACUUUUUCCUGUGAAAGUUCACCAAUAAAGAAUUCAAGGUCGGGAAUGGAUUCAGGAAUUGGGGAAAGUGUUGUUGCCGCAAGUAUGACACAAACAAUGACCAGCGAAAGGCUGCGAACCCCAUCCCCCAAAACAUUUUCAUCUGAUCUGCAAAACUUAGUAGAACUUUGUCUCCAACAGGAUCCUGAGAAGAGGCCUUCAGCUGGAAAUUUGUUGUCUCAUGCAUUCUUUAAACAGAUAAGAGAACAGACACAUGGAUCCAUCCUUUCAUUACUGCCGUCUUUGGCACGCCAUAGGAGGCAGUGCUCUGCUGUGCCAUGUCUCACAAACUUGAAUAAGUUGUGGUACACAAAUCAAGACAAAGAAUGGACAUUUGAUUAAUAAUUUGCUUACUAUUAUAAGGAUUUUCUCUUUAUAUUUUAUUUAGCCAUGUGUAUCAAAACUGCAAACUGUGACCAGCUUGGAACCUGGAACUUUAAAAUGCGUGUAUAU